AUGUAUCUCUCGCCUCUUAUCGCAAUAACCUUUUCCUUCUUAUUAUCCAUUCUCACCACAUCGCCGCAAGUUCUGGUCUAUUAAGUCUACUUAUAGAAUCACGAUCACGACGCCAACUGCACGACCACUAAACCUUACAAGAUGUCUACUCUCGCCUUCUUCGCCGAUAUGUCGGCUGGUGCAGAAAACCUUACCACCGGGGUGCCUGGCGACAGUCCUUCCGUCCCAAGCUUGACGAGAAGCACAUAUGGUACCUUCAAACCAUCGAAGCCUCAGGCAACGACGACUAAAGACAAGAGAAAUGUCACCUCCGCAGCCUCUCCAGCAAUCAACAAGAAGUGCGACCAUGCCACAGAAACCUGGUUCUCACGUCUCUUCGGCUGGGAGUCAUAUCACCUCACCAUGAUGAAAAGCAUGGGCAUGCCGGCAUCCCGCCCGAAUCCAAGAAACCAAUCAAAAGCCGAAUACACAGCAGCAAAAUCACGACUCACAGCAUCAAAAAAGAAGCCAUCCCGACACGACCGCGAAAAGGCCAAAAUCGAAUGCGAGCAAAUCACCCCCAACAUCCACAAAACCACAGCAAUAUUCGAGGGCACCUGGGCAGAUGAAACUCAAUACAGCAUAAGUGUUCUGAACUUGUCAUCUUUGAAUCAACUUGGCCAUGGCCACCAUAUCGCAGCACCGUUCAGGAUGUCUUUCACCUGUACGCCAAAACUCCGCAACGAUACCAAUAUCCCACAACGCCAACAAUACAAUCUUAUCGACAAUGCUUGUAUCGCCACGGCCAAGAUUUUCGCAGAACACAAGUCAAUCUUGGGAACUAAAGGCAAAGCCUGCGACUGCGACAUCCACUGGUUGCGCACAGGAAAGACAGCCAAAGGAGGACAAGGGUGUGGAGAAAUUGGAGAGAGGAAGAAGAAGGGAGGGUUGAUGUGUAAGGCUUAUGAUGCUAUGGCUGAGCACGAUCGUCUCUGCUCUUGUGGGUGUUUUGACACGGAGAGAAAGGAGAGUGAGGUUGUUGGGGACUUGACUUCUGGGUAUGAUGAAGAUUGUGUGGAGAUUUGAGGAGAAUUCAGCAUCAAAAGAAGGGUGGGACAGAUUACGAUCAUGGAGGGAAGUCGCAUUGCAGCAUUUGUGGGCAUCUGAGUAUACAGAAGGAGAGAGUUGUGGAAG
Molecule: messenger RNA, 1173 nt
Organism: Aureobasidium pullulans EXF-150
Lineage: Eukaryota; Fungi; Ascomycota; Dothideomycetes; Dothideales; Saccotheciaceae
Exons: 1
Coding region: 142-1065 (307 amino acids)
Source: RefSeq, a predicted model, not a curated record